This is a messenger RNA of Pocillopora meandrina, 1088 nucleotides long. The record is from the annotation of a GenBank genome assembly. NCBI's taxonomy places the organism in Eukaryota, Metazoa, Cnidaria, Anthozoa, Scleractinia, Pocilloporidae.
AUGGACCAAGCAAAACACAACUUGCUACAUUUUACUACAAGUACAAAGGUAAAAUCAAUGCUACUUGUACAUGUAUUAAAUAUAUAUUGUACAUAUAUAUUGUACUUGUAUUAAAUAUAUAUACAUGUAUUAAAUAUAUAUUGCAAUGUUUCCGAAUUUUAAAUGGUCCGGUUAUAAGGUCGUCAUUGCGAAAAAAAUUGACAUUAAGCAAAUUAGACGUUGGGUUGUUCCUCACAAACAUCAACAUUGCACUAUAUCAUAUUGACACAACUCUCGCCGUACUUGCAUAAGGAUUUGGCUGACGCUAAAAGGUAUGAACAUCAAUUCUUAAUUAGAUGUUUUGACAUAAUUACAUUUCAUUGUUACGUAUUCUCAUCAGGUAAACGGAGGUGCAUGGAAACAAAAAACGCAUAUCACAGGUGUUCUGGUCAACCAGAAACAAGAAGCCCAUGCGAUUCUUGAUUUAUGCCAGUACCCUCAUGAUUCUAAUUUUACCAUUAGUGUCAUGCUGGAGACUGUUGCACAUCAAGAGAUCGGUAAGUUUAACCGAUGGACCACAAGUUGCCUUUGUGCAGAGCCUAACAUCAGUAUGCAUAUUGUUUUGCCCCUUACUACGUAAAAGAAAAAGAUUCUGUUUUGCUGUGCAUCUCUUUCGUAAUGAAUCACAGAGGACGUCACCAUGUGGUAAAGACAUAACACACUCGGCUGCACUGCGUGCGCCACAUUGACUUUUUACCGCAUUUUGACGUUAUCAGCGAUAUAUUACUGAACAGGGUCACUGCAAAUUGGAUGAUGAAUUAAAGACGUCAUUCAAAAUUGAAUGACUUCUAUAGUGUUGACAAAAUUAAAAUGCAUUACAUAGAAGAAAAGUUUAAAACUAUUAUAGUUUUAAAUGCAAUGCGUCGCAGUGUUUCGCUCGCUACCUUCUUGUUGAUCAUUUUUAAUUCAUUUUUUCGGUACUCUUUUACCAAGGGUAUCUGCCACCUGUCCUGUACCUCCAGAUGGACAACUGUUGGAGGGAGAACAAAAAUCGUUAUGUCUUAAGUUUUCUGAGUUUAUUGGUCGAGAGGAACAUUUUUGAGAAGGUG